Molecule: messenger RNA, 1602 nt
Organism: Serpula lacrymans var. lacrymans S7.9
Lineage: Eukaryota; Fungi; Basidiomycota; Agaricomycetes; Boletales; Serpulaceae
Exons: 10
Coding region: 16-1455 (479 amino acids)
Biological process (GO): base-excision repair; DNA alkylation repair; base-excision repair, AP site formation
Cellular component (GO): protein-DNA complex; nucleus
Molecular function (GO): DNA-3-methyladenine glycosylase activity; DNA-7-methylguanine glycosylase activity; alkylated DNA binding
Source: RefSeq, a predicted model, not a curated record
GCCUCUGUCCUGUGCAUGCGAUUGCUGCCUUUGAAUCUGAGAGGUCUAAGAAGCAUUAUCACAAAAAUGCCAGUCACCCGUUCAGCCAGCCGUUCAGCUACAGUGAACACAACAUCCGUUGAAGUCGACAGCAGCAAGACCGCUAAAUCGCCUGCAACAAACAAGAGAAAAGCAGCAGCAGCAAGCACCCCCAAGAACACGCCAAAAGCGAAAAAAGCUCGUGUAGAUGAGGCUCCUCCCAGCACUCCGCUUGUUCUUCCACCUGUUCCCGAGGCUUCCAAGUCUGAUGACCCAAUAGAAAAAUCGCUUGUCCCUGCUGUACUCAGCUUUUCCUUCGAGGAUGCAAAACGCCAUCUAAUCAACGUAGACGGAAGAUUUGAAGAUAUUUUCAGCAAGUUGAGAUGCAAGCCUUAUGAGCAACUCGAACAGGUUCACCCGUUUCGCGCUCUUGUCCAGUCAAUCCUAGGCCAACAGAUAUCUUGGCUAGCUGCGCGUUCUAUCAACCACAGAUUUAUCAGGCUUUACAACCCAUCUUUGCCAGAGAAAGCGACUGAUUACAAUGAGGCUAAGUCUGCAGCAUCUUUUUUCCCAAGUCCUUCUCGAGUUGCAAAGACCGAUAUAGCAGUCCUCAAGUCUGCAGGGUUAAGCACCCGGAAAGCCGAAUAUGAGUCUAAUGCACGAAACCCAAAACACGCCUGCACUGAAGUCCAAGAUCUGGCGGCAAGGUUUUCGGAUGGUCGUUUGUCGACUGAAAAGCUCCUUGAAGCAGAUGAUGAAGAGUUAACUCAAAUGCUCACAGAAGUCCGAGGCAUUGGCAAGUGGACUGUUGACAUGUUCGCCAUGUUUUCAUUGCGCCGCCCAAAUAUCCUUCCUGUUGGAGAUCUGGGUGUGCAACGUGGAGUAUUGCGCUGGGUCCUUGCCUUGCAUUCUCCUUCUAAUCCUUUCAUCCUGUCCCCCGAGAAACUCUCUACCAAUGGCGCUUCAGAAAAGGAGAAAGAUACUAAAAUAACUGCACCUGCAGACCCCGAUUCUUUACCUACAUUCGGGUCGAGCACAAACCAAGUCAUAUCUGACGAACCUCCAGAAGGUCCAGCACUGGAUGUAUCAUCUGUGCCUCCUGCGCCGGUGUCUGAAAGUCCUGUGAAACUCAGCACUGGGGAUAGCAGUAAUGGCGGUCCCUCGUUUUCCGCCAAUAUCCCUUCCCUUCCCCCUCUUUUCACGCCGUCCAUCAGUAAGACGCUGAACGACGUCCAGAAAGCUACAUCGCACGCUUCAGCUCUGAUGCCAUUGCCCGAGGGACUGACUGUAGCGGAGCUUAAGACCCGUCUUGGAGGCAAGAAGAAAAUCAAAGGCGCACUGUUGACACCGAAUGAGAUGGAAGCAUUGACCGAAACUUGGAAGCCGUACAGAAGCUUGGGCGUGUACUACAUGUGGUCGUUAGCUGAAGACAAGUAGCGCUAGUUGGCGGAGAUCGCACGACUUGCACCUGGUCCAGAGCCAUGCUGUAGUAGUAGGAUGCACGUCUAUAAUACUAGAGAUUAGGUUUUGUGCAUUCCUGCCACUAUCGAUACAAAAGAAUCCACUGUGAUGCUUGUCCUGUCC